CAGUCUGUUUAAGCUCCUGAUUCACACUCAGAGAAAUUUCAGUCUCAGCAGUUUUGUGGGUCAAAGUGCCAGAAAGUCAGAAACAGAUAAACACAGAUGGAGACGAUGAUAAAGAGACGAGUUGAAGGUGUUAAACACAGGGGGUUUGGAGGACAAGAAGGUGAGCAUCUUGAUCAGGAUAAUAUGUUUGUAGGAGAAAAAUCUCCACAGAUGCAGAGAAACACCACGUGGAGAUUAAAAUAAUUCAAUCCAGCAAUAAAAAUAAACUGCAAUGAAAUAGAGCCAGAAGAACUUCAAGAUAACGAGCUGACUCAACAUCUUCUCCUAUCAACGUUAAACUCUGAACCUCACACACACACACACACACACACACUUGCUUGUCAUAAAUGUAAUGAUAAAGGUGCUGGACUUGUUUGUGAAGCAGAAUUUCAUGGCUGUGCAGUGAUGCAAGAACAGAACUUGUGUUGGUUUUGAAGGAAGUUUCUGAUGGUUUGAUUUAAAGGUUGAAGGUGAACAUGUUUGUGCAGAUGUUCACAGUUUGAUCUCCUGUAAUAAAACACUGCUUACGAACUGAGCAGCGAGGGUGAGAAGAUCCAGAGCUCCUGGUGUUUCAGUAUUUGUCAUUUUCCAGGUCAUGAUGAAGUUCGAGAACAUUCUUGCUGAGGCUGAUGGUUUUGGACGUUAUCAGAUUAUGCUCUUCAUGUUGAUGGUGCUCCCACGCCUCACACUCCCGGGUCACUUCCUGCUGAAUAACUUCAUCGCUGCCACACCGUCUCAUCACUGCAACAUCAGCUCUCUGGACUCUCAUGGUGUUUUUCAGUCUUUGAGCCAAGAGGAGAAACUGACUGUCAGUAUUCCGAAACAAAAAGAUGGAACCUUCACUUCAUGUCACAUGUUCUCACAACCUCACUUUUAUCUUCUGACAAACUCAUCUAAUGCUACAGAACUUCCCGUAGUUCCGUGUCAGAGUGGAUGGGCGUACGACUCCAGCAUGUUCAAGUCCACUUUGGUCUCACAGUUUGAUCUUGUGUGUAACACAAAGGGACUCACCAAAGCCUCGGCCACCGUGUUCUUCAUUGGCGUCAUGUUCGGAGCUGUUUUCUUUGGUGUUCUGUGUGACAAGUAUGGCCGUAAGACCAUUUUGUUGGUGUCCUACAUCUCAGUCAUCGUUUUCAGUGUAAUCAGCGCUGUUUCAACCAGUUUCGUGAUGUUCGCUGUGUUUCGCUUUCUGACCGGAUUUAGCCUGUCUGGAAUCAGCAUCGUGGCCAUUGUUCUCACUAUCGAGUGGGUGGACAUUGAGCAUCGCACAGUUAUCGGUGUGUGUAGCAGCGUUAUCUGGACUGUGGGUAAUUCCCUGCUUGCCGGCGUGGCAUAUCUGAUCACAGAUUGGAGGAUACUGAUAAUUACAGUGUCCUCGCCUCUUGUGAUCUCCGUAGCAACCUGGUGGAUGAUCCCAGAGUCGGCUCGAUGGCUGAUUGUGAAUGGAAGGACAGGGGAUGCAUAUAAAUACCUGCAGAAGUGCGCACAAGUCAACAGGAGAUCAGACUUCAGUUCCACAAUCAGACCUCAGACUCUGUGUGAGGUUGUAACAGGAGAGAAACAGAAACGUAAUUAUAAUUAUAUAGACCUCAUAAGAACUCCACGUUUGAGGAAGAUCACCAUCUGCACUGGAAUUGUGUGGUAUGGUGUUGCCUCCACUUAUUACGGCAUCAGUUUAAACAUCACAGGAUUUGGGUUGGACCUCUACCUCACACACUUCAUCUACGCAAUCAUCGAGCUUCCUGCCAAAUUCAUCAUCUACUUCAGCCUGAAAAAAUUUGGCCGAAGGGUCAACCAAGUGGGAACUCAGGUCCUCACAGGAGUGUGUAUCAUCAUCAACAUCAUUACCCCUACAGAGUACUGGACAUUUCGCACAAUAAUAGCAGUGCUGGGUAAAGGCCUGUCUGAAGCUUCAUUCACCACCGUGUUCCUGUACACCACUGAGCUUUACCCUACUGUGUUACGACAGAAUGGUGUGGGGUAUGCAAGCUUUGUGGGGCGUUUGGGGGCCUCGGUUUCUCCCCUGGUCAUGCUGUUGGAGGACGUGUGGCUCCGCCUUCCUCAGGUGGUGUUUGGUGUGAUUGCCAUCCUCUCAGGUCUGGUGGCUCUCCUGCUCCCCGAAACCAACAACGCUCGUCUACCUGAGACAAUCGAGGACAUUGAGCAGACCAGAAAGAGAUCAUUCUGCAUGAAUACGCAGGAACAAAGUACAUCUCCACUGAAAACCGACAUUACUGAAGACCCUGUGCAAUAACACACACACACAUACACACAAACAAACACAUGCACAAACAUAAACACACACAUGCACACAAACACACCACGAUGCACAAACAGUCCCCUAUACACACUCUCUCACACACACACAC
Silurus meridionalis is the source of this 2408-nucleotide messenger RNA. RefSeq names its product solute carrier family 22 member 7-like. Lineage: Eukaryota; Metazoa; Chordata; Actinopteri; Siluriformes; Siluridae. Gene Ontology annotation, cellular component: membrane. The coding region runs from base 635 to 2293 and encodes 552 amino acids. Gene Ontology annotation, molecular function: transmembrane transporter activity. The transcript is spliced from 11 exons. Gene Ontology annotation, biological process: transmembrane transport. The record is from RefSeq and is a predicted model, not a curated record.